Aspergillus aculeatinus CBS 121060 is the source of this 309-nucleotide messenger RNA. RefSeq lists its product as uncharacterized. The transcript has a single exon. Lineage: Eukaryota; Fungi; Ascomycota; Eurotiomycetes; Eurotiales; Aspergillaceae. The record is from RefSeq and is a predicted model, not a curated record. Bases 1 to 309 code for a protein of 102 amino acids.
AUGUCCCACAACGUCUUAAUUACUGGAGUGUCGGGCUACCUGGGAGGGACAUUCAUCGCUCGACUAUCAACUCUGCAGUUGCCCGGCCUCAACGAAAGCUUUGCUCUGGUCAAGACAGAUGCACAGGGUGAAGCCUGUCGACGGUAUGGUGCGGAGCCCCUGCGGUUCGACGCGUACAGCCAAACAGCCAUUCGCACCGCGAUUAUCGAAAACGAGAUCGCAAUCGUCUAUUUCAUGAUCGACUGCGACAAAUUCGAGAACCAGGAGGGUUUCAUUCAGGCACUUUCUGAGUCUCUGCCUCUGCUUUAG